Pseudoliparis swirei is the source of this 9178-nucleotide messenger RNA. It is a transcript of the gene kif1b, whose product is annotated as kinesin family member 1B. Gene Ontology annotation, molecular function: microtubule motor activity; ATP binding; microtubule binding. The transcript is spliced from 55 exons. Gene Ontology annotation, biological process: microtubule-based movement. Bases 275 to 6208 code for a protein of 1977 amino acids. Lineage: Eukaryota; Metazoa; Chordata; Actinopteri; Perciformes; Liparidae. The record is from RefSeq and is a predicted model, not a curated record.
UGCAGAUAGGCGUCCGCCUCGUCCCUCGACUGGAAAAUAAACUCGCCGAGGAGCCGCUGAUUUCAGGUCCAUCUGGUGGAGGAUACCGCUAUAAUGGGUGUUUUUCACCAAACGGGACUUUAUAACAGUUUUCGUGCUCGCGGAUUUUAAAUAAUAAAAAAACAACACAUCUUGACACUCGCUAGCGCACGGUAGUUCUCGCCACUCUCCUAUGGUGUUGUCUCGGUGACAGUCUUCAAACGAUUUCACCGGGAGACCGUCCUAAACCACAAACAUGUCUGGGGCUUCUGUAAAAGUCAUUGUUCGAGUCCGGCCCUUCAACUCCAGGGAGACGGGCAAGGACUCAAAAUGUAUCAUUCAGAUGCAAGGAAAAACUACAUCUAUCCUUAACCCCAAAUUCCCAAAGGAACCAGCAAAGGCCUUCAGUUUUGAUUACUCCUACUGGUCACACACUACGCCGGAGGACUCGAGCUUUGCUUCACAGAACCUUGUGUACAAUGACAUUGGCAAGGAAAUGCUGGCACAUGCAUUCGAGGGCUACAAUGUCUGCAUCUUUGCCUAUGGCCAGACAGGAUCGGGCAAAUCCUACACCAUGAUGGGCAGGCAGGAGGAGGGGCAGGAGGGCAUCAUUCCCAUGCUCUGUGAAGAUCUAUUUGAGAAAAUCAAUGAGGACAAAAAUAAAGAGCAGCUCUCCUACUCAGUAGAGGUCAGUUACAUGGAGAUUUACUGUGAGCGGGUGCGAGAUUUGCUGAACCCUAAAAACAAAGCGAAUUUACGAGUGCGAGAGCAUCCGCUACUGGGGCCCUAUGUGGAAGACCUGUCCAAGCUGGCGGUCACCUCCUACACGGACAUUGCUGACCUGAUGGAUGCUGGCAACAAGGCCAGAACUGUGGCUGCCACCAACAUGAAUGAGACCAGCAGUCGGUCCCAUGCUGUGUUCACCAUCCUCUUCACACAGAAGAAACACGACAGCCAAACAGAUCAAUCCACGGAAAAGGUCAGUAAAAUUAGUCUGGUAGACUUGGCAGGGAGUGAACGAGCAGACUCCACUGGAGCUACAGGUACCCGGCUAAAGGAGGGAGCAAACAUCAACAAAUCUCUCACCACGUUAGGAAAGGUUAUCUCCGCCUUGGCUGAAGUGACACAGGAUAACUGUACCAGCAAGAGCAAGAAGAAGAAGAAGACUGACUUCAUCCCGUACAGAGACUCUGUUCUGACAUGGCUGCUGAGGGAGAACCUCGGUGGAAACUCAAGAACAGCCAUGGUAGCUGCUCUCAGUCCUGCAGAUAUCAACUAUGAUGAAACUCUCAGCACGCUGCGCUAUGCUGACCGAGCUAAGAACAUCAAAUGCAAUGCUGUCAUCAAUGAGGAUCCCAACAAUAAGCUGGUGCGUGACCUGAAGGAUGAAGUGGCUCGACUGAAGGAACUUCUCCAUGCCCAGGGUCUGGGAGACAUCCUGGACAUUGAUCCUAUGGGAGAUAAUUGCCCAGGAAGUGGAAUCAAAUGUGACAGUGCUCAAAUCUUUAUGGCACUUCUCAGUUCUCAAACUGAGGCUCAGAGCUACAAAUGGAAAGACCUCAAAGACAUUCAGAACAAUAAGAAUAGAUACUUGAUAGCCUCAGAGAACCAACGCCCUGGCCAUUUCUCCACAGCCCCUAUUGGUUCCUUGACAGCCUCACCAUCCUCUGGCUCACUGUGUAACCAGGGGCUUAUUCAGUCGGUCACCAGCAUCCAGGAGCGCAUCAUGUCCACGCCUGGAGGCGAGGAGGCUAUCGAAAGACUGAAGGAAUCAGAAAAGAUCAUUGCCGAGCUCAAUGAAACCUGGGAAGAGAAACUGCGAAAGACGGAGGCAAUCCGCAUGGAGAGAGAGGCCUUGCUUGCAGAGAUGGGUGUGGCAAUCCGUGAAGAUGGAGGCACUUUGGGGGUCUUCUCUCCUAAAAAGCUUAGCAAUGCAAGCCCAUUUGAUGACCAGCUUGAUUGUUUUCCAACCAAGAAGCUUUUCGCUGAGAAGCCUUGUGAUCUAUUUGCUGACUUUAAUGGGGUGUUUUCCCCAAAAAAGACUCCCCACCUGGUGAACCUGAAUGAGGAUCCCCUCAUGUCAGAGUGUCUGCUCUACUACAUCAAAGACGGAAUUACAAGGGUGGGUCAGGCCGAUGCUGAGAGACGACAGGACAUCGUUUUAAGCGGUGCUCAUAUCAAGGAAGAGCACUGCAUCUUCCGCAGCGAGAGGAGCGCCAAUGGACGUGUUAUCGUCAUGCUGUUGCCCUGCGAGGGAUCAGAAACCUACGUCAACGGCAAGCGUGUUGAGGACUCAAUCCAGCUUCGCUCAGGUAAUCGCAUCAUUAUGGGAAAGAACCACGUGUUUCGGUUCAACCACCCAGAACAGGCCCGAGCUGAGAGGGAGAAAACGCCGACAGCUGAAACCCCCGUCGAGCCGGUGGAUUGGACCUUCGCUCAGAGAGAGCUUCUGGAGAAGCAGGGCAUCGACAUGAAGCAGGAGAUGGAGAAAAGGCUCACGGAGAUGGAAAUCUUGUACAAAAAGGAGAAGGAGGAAGCCGACCAAAUGCUGGAGCAACAGCGACUGGUGUACGAGAGCAAAUUGCAGGAACUUCAGAAACAGGUGGAGACUAUUUCUCUGGUUGCUGAGACACCUGAUGAAGAAGAGUUGGAGGAGGAGGAGGAGGAGGAAGAAGAAGAGCCUAAACUUCCAGGAUUGCCGUGGACUCAGCACGAGUUUGAGUUGGGUCAGUGGGCUUUCAGGAAGUGGAGGUACCAUCAGUUCACCUCCCUCCGUGACCAGCUGUGGGGGAACGCCGUCUACCUGAAGGAGGCCAAUGCUAUUAGUGUAGAGCUAAAGAAGAAAGUCCAGUUCCAGUUUGUCUUGCUGACGGACACGCUGUACUCUCCAUUGCCCCCCGAGCUCCUGUCCUCACAGCCAGAGAAGGAGCGUGACUCCAGGCCUUUCCCCCGCACCGUGGUGGCCGUAGAAGUUCAGGACCUGAAGAAUGGAGCCACGCACUACUGGUCCCUUGAGAAACUCAAGCAGAGGCUGGAACAGAUGAGAGAGAUGUAUGACCGCGCUGGAGAAAUGGCCUCCGCCAACCAGGAGGAUGACGAGGGCCCUCUGACGGGAAAUGACCCCUUCUAUGAUCGCUUUCAUUGGUUUAAACUCGUGGGGAGCGCGCCCAUCUUCCACGGUUGUGUUAACGAGCACUUGGCUGACCGCACUCCCUCGCCUACCUUCUCCACCACUGACUCGGAGAUUACAGAGCUGGCGGACGAGCGACAGAGCGAGAUGUCCGACUUGAUAGACGAUGAGGCUUUUGUGGAUGACACCAGCUCCGAUACCGGCACCGAAGAGGGCUCCGACAUCUUCAGUGACGGCCAGGAUCCCUUCUAUGACCGCUCCCCCUGGUUUAUCCUGGUGGGAAGAGCUUUCGUGUACUUGAGCAACCUGCUGUACCCUGUACCACUGGUGCACCGUGUUGCUAUAGUAACGGAGAAGGGCGAGGUGCGUGGGUUCCUGCGCGUGGGGGUCCAGGCUAUAGCUGCUGAUGAGGAGGCCCCAGACUACGGGUCAGGAGUGAGACAGUCAGGAACUGCCAAGAUUUCCUUUGAUGAUGAGUAUUUCAAAAAGAAUGACUUUCCUACCACGGUCAUGACCCGCUCGGACUUGUCCCUGGAAGAGCUGCGCUUUGUGGAGGGUCAGGGCCAGAGUUCAGAGGUCAUCACACCCCCAGAAGAGCUCAACAGAAUCAAUGACAUGGACCUGAAGCUUGGUAACAUCGCUGACACUAAGCUAAGUGGUGGUGAUGGCGAUGACCUGGCAGGCCAGCUGGAGGUGGGCAGCAUCUUUACCUUCCGUGUUACUGUGCUCCAGGCCAAUGGCGUCCCCCCAGAGUACGCAGAUAUCUUCUGCCAAUUCAAUUUCCUGCAUCGUCAUGACGAGGCUUUUUCCACUGAGCCACUGAAGAACACCGGCAAAGGAGCUCCUCUGGGCUUUUACCACGUCCAGAACAUUUCAGUUGAGGUCACAGAGUCCUUCAUUGAGUACAUCAAGAGCAAGCCCAUUGUGUUUGAGGUGUUCGGCCACUACCAGCAGCACCAGCUGCAUUUCCAUGGCCAGGACCUGAUUAGUCCACCAACACCAUCGAGGAAAUACUACCCUAUUCCCAUGCCUCUGUCUAAACCAGACCAUACCCGUAAGAUAGAGUUGGUCCGCUACCUGAUGACUGGCUAUGUGAACUGCAAAGUGCUGGACACGCUGUCCGAGCACGCCAACGCCCUGGCCUCCACUGCCGUGGCCAGUCUGGAGGAUGAGGCUGACCAGCUCUCUCACUUCAUCUUCCUCCCAGUGCCCAAUGACCCUGUGCUAAUUGUGCCCAGGCACCAUGUUGCAGCUACCAAGUUGAACACCAUCACCAAGUCCAACCUGGGUCAGUGCGUCAGCAAGUACGACCUGCUGGUCUGGUUUGAGAUCAGCGAACUGGAGCCCACCGGAGAGUACAUCCCAGCUGUAGUGGAUCACAGUGGAGGCCUGCCCUGCAAUGGCACCUACCUACUGCACCAGGGCAUCCAGCGGAGGAUCACUGUGACUCUCAUCCAUGAGAAGGGAAGCGAGCUCCACUGGAAGGACGUUCGCGAGCUUGUCGUGGGUCGGAUCAGGAGCAAGACCGAAGUGGACGAAAGCGCCGCUGACUCUGUCCUGUCCCUCAACAUCAUUUCUGCCAAGAACAUUAAGUCGUCCCACAACUCCAACAGGCUUUCUAUUGAUAAGGAUAUUGAUAGGACGUUUUACCGCUUCGAGGCAGUGUGGGACAGCUCCCUGCACAACUCCCUCCUGCUAAACCGAGUCACUCCUUAUGGAGAGAAGAUCUACAUGACCCUGUCUGCAUAUCUGGAGCUGGACCAUUGCAUCCAGCCUGCUAUUAUUACCAAAGACAUCUGCAUGGUCUUCUACUCCAGAGAUGCAAAGAUCUCUCCUCCCCGUUCCCUCAGGAACCUCUUUGGGAGUGGAUACUCUAAAACCCCUGACUGCAAUCGAGUCACUGGCAUCUAUGAGCUGGGCUUGUGCAAGAUGUCUGACUCUGGAAGCCCAGGGAUGCAGCGUAGGAGGAGAAAGAUUCUGGACACAUCGGUGGCUUAUGUGCGUGGAGAAGAGAACCUGGCUGGCUGGAGGCCCAGAGGAGACAGUCUUAUCCUGGAGCACCAAUGGGAGCUGGAGAAAAUGGAGCAGAUGCAUGAGGUGGAGAAGACCCGUCACCUGCUACUGCUGAAGGAGAAGCUGGGAGAUGAUGCUCCCCUGGGAACAGCUCCCACCACCAAGUCCCUGAGCGAGUUGCUAUCCCCCAGCAUGAGCACCGGCAGCCUGUCCACCUCCACCUCCAUCUCCUCGCAGAUCUCCAGCACCACCUUUGAAAGCGCCAUCACGCCCAGCGAGAGCAGCGGUUAUGACUCGGCCGACAUCGAGAGCCUGGUGGAUCGUGAGAAGGAGCUCGCCACUAGGUGCCUUCGCCUUCUGACACAUACCUUCAACAGUGAAUAUAACCAAGUGUUCAACAGUAUUAGUGACUGCAAGCUGUCUGACAUCUCACCGAUGGGACGUGACCCAUCAGUGACCAGCUUCAGCAGUGCCACUCUCACCCCCUCCUCCACCUGCCCUUCUCUGUCUGACUCCCGCUGUGGUUCCAUAGACCAGAGGACCCCAGAGAACAGCUCCCGGGCCUCCAGUCCCUCCUGCUCCGACUAUGAAAACUUCCCCAUGGUUCCGACUCUGGAGACCUCCUACCUUGCACUGGCUGGAAAGAACGAGUUCCUCAACUUGGUGCCUGAUAUUGAAGAAAUGAGGCCAGGAUCGGUAGUUUCUAAGAAAGGUUUCCUAAGCUUCAUGGAGCCGCGCUCCAACUCGUGGGUGAAGCACUUUGUGGUUGUGCGCCGGCCCUACGUCUUCAUCUACAACAGCGACAAGGACCCGGUGGAGCGGGGUGUCCUCAAUCUCUCCACAGCACAGGUGGAAUACAGUGAAGACCAGCAGGCCAUGCUCAAGACUCCCAACACGUUCGCUGUGUGCACAAAACAUCGAGGAAUCCUGCUGCAGGCCAACAACGAGAAAGACAUGAACGACUGGCUCUACGCCUUUAACCCUCUGCUAGCAGGAACGAUAAGAUCUAAGCUGGCGAGGAGGCGCAGUGGCCUGAUGAAGAACUGAGUGACUUGACUGGCACACAGGAAACCACGGCGCCAUUGUCUCUGGCAAGCCUUUUGAACAUACCAAGUGUUACACUUACUGUAUUAAUCAUUGUGAUUCUUGACAGUUUUCUCUUGUGAGUAGACUUGUGGCUUAAGUCUCCUUUCACGCGACUAAAAGUUUCAGUUCCAGAGACAUUUGCCUCCCCCUCGCCCUCCAACAACCCUCUGUCAGCUUAGCUUUCCUCCUCGCUAUUUCUCUUCCCCAUCUCCUCUUCCUCCUCGGCUUUUUGUGUUUUGGUUUUUCUGACACUGUUUCGAUCUAUUUUGGUUCCGCUUUGUCGUCAUUCCCCAACUCCCUAACUAGUAGCAUGUUGUAAUAGUCUACUUGUGUGUGCACGAUUCUUCAGAAACUGUUCUUUCUGGCCGCUAAUUUUCAGUUUGCCAAUCAUCUGUAAAGAAAGUGUCUCUAUCAGUGUUAUUUGUUUCCCGAGUCGAGUUUGAUUUCAAUUUUUGAUCUUUGUUUUUGUUUUUUAAUCAAGACGCCUGCAUGCUAACUGCAGCAGUCCUCGGGAGAUGAACAGGUUUGCUUCCUCAAAGAAAUUAAACCAAAUCAGAUAGCUUACAGUUGAAACCAUGGGAACAUGUACAAAAGCAAGGCUACUUUAAGAUCUACUGCUGCUAAUGAAUUUAGAAUUGUUUCUUCUCCUCACGGGAUCAGGUCGCCGCCUCUCUGCUGUCUCCUAAACGGCUUUAGGAAACUAAAUGUUAAGUCUGAAAAAUGUGUCCCACCUCAGCGAGACCUGAGGGCCGGCUGGAUUCCCACCGUCAUCCAUGUGAUAUUUAGAUCCCGCUCUUCAGUCCGUGCACAUUCACCAACGCCAACCCCGAUAGUGCCGUCGGUCAAGCGAUUACUUACAAUCAUGCAUUUGUGUCAACAUCCAAAAUACAUCAGAUCUCAUCAGUGAAAAUGUGACGCAACGCGGUGAAGUGGAAGGAAGCCGUGAGCAGGAGGUUGACGUGCCAAUGCUCUGGCCUUGAGGCCAGUGGAUAAUUGAUGAAGCUGCGAGCACACAGCCUGCAGUACGGAUGAUGAAUGGUCGACCACAUGACUCCCUCACUGUCAUGACAGCGCUGGGUAAAAUCUCUAAAAAGAAGUACUUACUGUUCAGCAGCACCACCGGUUACCAUUUGUUAUUUUCUAUUUGUCACUCAUCUAACUCUCAUUGGGUUGACGUUUCUUUUUUAAUUAUUAACAUUGUUUUUUUCUAUUAUGCUUUUAAUCACUCCACUUUGAAGUUUUGUAAGAAAUCUAACAGGGCAUUUAUUACUUAAGUUAUAACGAGCUAUAUUGGUGUUUAACCUUGUUUUGCACAUGAACACGUAUCUUUAGCAAGACGAGGGCAGAUGUUUGGCUCAUGAUUAUUUAUGAUUAUCAGGAAGACUGAUAAGAGCACAUAUCAAGGCGACACUGGAUAGCUGUUAUUAGAAAGAAAGACAUAUUAAAGGGACGACAUAUACGCAAAGGGUUUUAUUUCUGAUAUUGUUUAUGAAAAUAUUUGUGCUGUACAUUGUAAUACAGAUGCUACAUUUGGCUCCUGCUAAAUUAUACCUCUGUUUCUUAAAAUGCUAGACAUGUGACGAGCACAGAUGGGCAUUCAGAGAACGCUGGCCAACCAACCAGUAGUAUGCCCUCUCUCUCAUGAAAGGAACAUUAGGGUCGAAGGUUUCGAAACAGAGGUAGCCAAUGCCUGUUACAGAUAUUAGUGCAAUUAUUGAGGACAUGUGUUCAUUGGUUGCCGAUGUAAAGACACGAAAAAUACGCCUCAGAAGUCAGAAUGAGUGAAUAUUGUGGCGCGUCACUGCCCUUGGGUCAGCCAACCUGCUGGUCAGAGAAACUGAAACCUGCUGAAUUGUUUCUGAGAAAAUAUUUUGUCGGUCACAGGAAGAAAAAUAAUAAUGAAAAGCUAUCUAUGCACUGAUCAAGGCUCUCAGUGCAACGCACCUCACAUCCCCCUCAGCGUAUGGCGAGAGAUGCGUAUCGAUAUGGAGCAAACAUUUUCACGUCACUGACUAAUUUGCAGAGGUAUAUUAUUUGGGAUUGUGUAUUUAUUGUUUGCAAUGUACAUAUUAGUUUGCAGCUCUUUGCACAUAUUAAUAAAAGGUUCAACUAACUGAUCAAAUAAAGUCUGUGCGGUUUAGUUGUUCUACUCAGAGUGAACCAAAUGAUGGUGUGACAGCCUCUUCCGGUCUGAACUGGGAGAGCGUUGAAUGUACUAUGAAGAUGUACUAUGUUUUUCCAUCGUUUAAUAAAAUAUGGAAAGAAGAUAACUCAAAUGUAACCCACUUCAUCUUUUUCAGGGGAGGUGAGUUACAUGAGUUCCUCUUUAUUAGAAAGUGGUUUGAGUGGAAGUCUGCGUUUGAUUUGAAGAAUAUUUACUCACUACUCAUGCUAGUCAGCCUGGCCACUUGAAGUAUAACAAAAUUAGGUUUUUAACUCAUUUAAUUUUUUUUCUAAUAUCAGGGAAUAUAAUAUGAAGUAGCUAGUGACAUCUAAAAUGACAGUAUACUAUUGUUGUAAUGGUGUCUUUCUUCACCUCAACACUUUAAUUUGUUUUCCGUUGAUGCCUUUAAAAACAACACUAGCCAUGAUAGUUUCCAUCUUCCCCUCUGACAAUUAAUAUCAGUUCACUGCGUUCCCUUUGGAUUUGUCCACCAAAAGAAAAAAAGACAAACUACAACAUUAACACUGUACAUUAUUUGUCAGACUGGUUUCAUUUUCAUACUUAUUUUGUAAAUAUCUGUGUUGUAUGGAGCUUGAAUUAAAAUGUAAAUAUGUUUACUGUAUUUGUAAUAAUUAUAAUCCAUUCGCUGUAUAGCAUAGAUGUGUCAUGCAGAUAUCCUAAUUCUGUGUAUGGUAAUCUUGCAUCAUUGAACUGUUUAGUGAAUGAGGCAAAAAUAAAAGUGCAAACUGUGCAUUAGCAAAACAAGG